GCUGUGAUCCACCCUCAGCCCGGCACUCACACUCGCUCCAGACAGUCGAAAACCCACCACUACGCCCCCAUCGAUCUCCUCCCUGACCACACCCUCCUGCAGAUCUUCUCCCACCUUUCGACCAACCAGCUGUGCCGCUGCGCACGCGUUUGCCGCCGCUGGUACAACCUGGCUUGGGACCCCAGGCUGUGGAGCACUAUCCAGCUAACAGGAGAGCUGCUUCAUGCCGACCGUGCCAUCAGGGUCCUCACCCACCGGCUGUGCCAAGACACCCCGAACAUUUGUCUGACCCUGGAGACGGUGGUGGUGAAUGGCUGCAAGAGGCUCACUGACCGGGGACUGCACGUGGUGGCCCAGUGCUGCCCCGAGCUACGCCGCCUGGAGGUUGCCGGCUGUUAUAACAUCUCUAAUGAGACCGUGUUUGAAGUGGUAUCCCGCUGUCCCAACCUGGAACACCUAAACCUCUCAGGCUGCUCCAAGGUGACGUGCAUCAGCCUAACCCAAGAGGCCUCACUCCAGCUGUCUCCAUUGCACGGCCAGCAGAUCUCCAUCCACUACCUGGACAUGACCGAUUGCUUUUCCCUCGAGGACGAGGGCUUGCGAACUAUCGCCUCCCACUGCCCUCGCCUGACUCAUCUGUAUUUGCGGCGAUGCACCAGACUAACAGACGAAGCCUUGCGCCAUUUGGCUCUCCACUGCCCUUCAGUGAGGGAGCUGAGCCUCAGUGACUGCCGCUUGGUGGGGGAUUUCGGCCUCCGGGAAGUCGCCCGCCUAGAGGGUUGCCUGCGCUACUUAAGCGUGGCCCACUGUACCCGCAUUACAGAUGUAGGCAUGCGCUAUGUGGCUCGCUACUGCCCGAGACUGCGCUACUUGAAUGCGAGGGGCUGCGAGGGGCUCACGGAUCACGGCCUGAGUCACUUGGCCAGGAGCUGCCCCAGACUCAAGUCUCUGGAUGUCGGUAAAUGCCCGCUGGUGUCGGACAGCGGGCUGGAGCAGCUAGCCAUGUACUGCCAAGGCCUGAGGCGAGUCAGUCUCAGAGCCUGCGAAAGUGUAACAGGCAGAGGACUCAAAGCUCUGGCGGCCAACUGCUGCGAGCUGCAGCUGCUCAACGUGCAGGACUGCGAGGUGUCACCGGAGGCUCUGCGGUUCGUCAGACGCCACUGUCGGCGCUGCGUCAUCGAGCACACAAACCCCGCUUUCUACUGAGACGGGGAGUUCUUGGACUGGUCUUCUGACAAGUGGAUGUUCUAAUAUUCCUGCUAUGGUGUUGGCAGAGUUCAGCGGCUGAUGUGUCAGAGCUAGUUGAAAACCGGCGUGCAAUACUGGCCAGAAUUUGUCUUUUUAAAUUCUCUUGAUGGCUGUUAAUGCUAUCCUUUGAAAAUACUUCCACAGAAUGUAUUUAACAUAUUUAUCUAUACAAAAAGGCAGAAAAGUACAGUAUUACUCCCCCCCCAACAUCACAGUUUGCAAUGUAAUAACAUGCUACAACACUGAGCACUGGGUACAGCUGUGUUACCAUUUCAAAGUAUUGUAAUAUCUAUUUUAUUUUAAGUCAUUGUCACCUUUAGGCCCUGAAACAUAAUCAUUGUAAUAAUUUCUACAGCUAUUCUUGAACAACAAGUAUCUCUUGAUCCUAAACCACUGCGAAUGUAGCAGCAGCUAAGCAGAUCUGGUGAUUUAGACUAUAGUCAGUUUCACUUUCUUUGAGUUGUGUGCAUACGCACUUUAUGCAUUUGCGCUGACAAUCACUUCAACUGAGCUCAAACUCUUAUAUUUAGCAUUUUGCCACAUGCAUUUGUGUUAGUUAAAUGUCACGAGUAAAGCAAACUGUGUUUCCAAAAAGGCCGGGAUACAAUAAAAUGUAAAUAAAAUGCAAAUCAUAGAAAGUAUGUUUAAUUGUGCAAGGACGACAUUCAGUUUAAUCGCAGAGCCAUGCUGUAAUAUGUGCAGGAUGUGGUUUGGGCCUCUCUUGAAUAUCAUUGCUGAUGCCUUCGCAGAAAGCUUAAGUCGCACAUCCCACAUGGAUUCCAGCUCCUUUUAAACUUUGCUGGAUGGUUCCUCAGUUCUUUAGCCCAGAGAAAAUAUCCAGAAAUCUGGCAUGUUGGCUGUUAUGUAAUCUCAAUAAUGAAAUCCUCCAGUUCUUUGCAUUUUUCAUGUUCCUUACUGCUGUUGUCAAACAGUUCAAGUAGAUCUCUAUCUAGUCUUUUUUUAAGAGUGGUUAAAAACUCUCGUUGCUUCUGAAAGACUCUCCAAGAUGCUCUUUCGCUAAUGAACCUAAUUAGCUGUGUGCAUGCGGUCAAAAAUAAAUAAAUAAGAGGAGUGGAGAGGUUCUGGAUGCUGAGGCAGGCAGGUAAGGUAAAAUCCACAGCACACAGAACAUGUGGAAACAUGAGGGACGGUAACCAUCUAUGCAGGAAGCAAGAGGAGUCCAGAAACCAUGAACUACAAGGAGCAUUAACGUUUAAACACAGACAGGAGGAACCACGUUGUCUUUGUACCAGUCUAACUGCAAUGUGGAGUUUAAAUGCGUAGCAAAUCAAUGCACAAUGUUUUUGUUUAUAUUUUACAAAAGUAGUACUGGCUUUUUUUUUUGGAAAGCACGUUUGCUCCUGAGAGGGGCUUUUACUGAAAAAUAGGAAUGGGAUCAGUGUUGAAAAUAAACAAGAACACAUUGCUGCUAUAACUG
This is a messenger RNA of Neolamprologus brichardi, 2686 nucleotides long. Its product is annotated as F-box/LRR-repeat protein 7. Gene Ontology annotation, molecular function: protein binding. NCBI's taxonomy places the organism in Eukaryota, Metazoa, Chordata, Actinopteri, Cichliformes, Cichlidae. Gene Ontology annotation, cellular component: SCF ubiquitin ligase complex. The record is from RefSeq and is a predicted model, not a curated record. Gene Ontology annotation, biological process: SCF-dependent proteasomal ubiquitin-dependent protein catabolic process.